UUGAUAAGACUUGUGACAUAAGUAAUUAUAUUUUCUUUGCUAUACAUAUAAUUACUAUCUCAGCUCUUCUGAACUAUGGCUGACGAAUUACAGAAAGCUUACUUAUAUUACGAUGAAAUUAAUAAAAUGAGAGUAAUAGAGAACGGCGUUCUGAAGAACACCGAAGAUUUAAAGGACACUUGUAAAGAUUACGACUUGAAAGUGCAAGAAUUUGGAAAUAUAAUUAAUUCAUUGAUAGAAAUGUUACAAGACUUAGGAGACAACGUAGAAAAGCAAAAAAUGGCUGCAAUCGGCACAACGAACUUGUUGAAGUCUAUAGCCAAGGAUACAGCGAGUGAACAAGAGAAGUUAUUGGCAGAAAUAAGCGACAAGUCACUGCGUUCCGAACAAUUGGAUAGCGAGUAUGACGCCUUACAAGUUUUGGCGGCUUCGCAAAUGGAAACUAUCGAGUAUUUGAAACAACUGUAAACAAUAAAAUAACAACGUAAUCAAAAUAUAUCCUUAUUCCGUGGG
Aricia agestis (brown argus) is the source of this 513-nucleotide messenger RNA. Its product is annotated as intraflagellar transport protein 20 homolog B-like. The record is from RefSeq and is a predicted model, not a curated record. Gene Ontology annotation, biological process: protein localization to cilium; intraciliary transport; centrosome localization. NCBI's taxonomy places the organism in Eukaryota, Metazoa, Arthropoda, Insecta, Lepidoptera, Lycaenidae. Gene Ontology annotation, cellular component: Golgi apparatus; cilium; centrosome. The coding region runs from base 76 to 468 and encodes 130 amino acids. The transcript is spliced from 3 exons.